Camellia sinensis is the source of this 774-nucleotide messenger RNA. NCBI's taxonomy places the organism in Eukaryota, Viridiplantae, Streptophyta, Magnoliopsida, Ericales, Theaceae. The record is from RefSeq and is a predicted model, not a curated record.
AUGGCUAAUAUGUUGAUAGAUACGGAUGCAUCUCAUUCAUUGAUAUCUACUGCAUUCGCAUCUGCAUUGGGGUUAGAGAUGGAACGACUAGCGUCUCCAUUUAGAGUUGAGUCACCAGUCGGGGGUAUAGUUGACUUAGAUCGGGGGUGUCGUGGUUUUGAGAUAGAGGUUGCCAGGCUUCAACUCCCAUUUGCUUUUGUAUUGCUAGACAUGUUGAGUUUUGAUGUCAUUCUAGGCAUGGAUCGGUUAUCUUCGUACCGAGCAAUGAUCGAUUGUUUUCGUCAGAGGGUUACAGUGUGCACCUCGAGUGGUGAUUGUUUUUACUUUCUAGGGGACCAGGUUAAUAGGGUCUUGUCGCCAGUUUUUGACCCUUGUAGUAGAAACGAGCUUAACGGCCUUCUUGCUACUCUCUUGGAUAGUGAGGGUGACGGGACUCGUGUUGAGUUGCCAAGGGUAGUUUGUGAAUACCCAGACGUAUUUUCCGAGGAUCUUACUAGUUUGCCACCCCACAGGGAGAUCGAGUUUACCAUUAACUUAGUGCCUAGAACAACAACAAUUUCCAUGGCGUCGUAUAGAUUUUCACCUGCGGAAUCACAUGAGUUGAAGACUCAACUCCAAGAGCUUUUAGACAAGGCGAUUCAACUUAGCGGCCUUCUUGCACUCCCCAAGGUGAUGUACAAGGGUUUCAUUCGCUCUAAUAGAUUUGAGGUUGGGGUACCAACAAUUGAGAGUCCGGGAGGAGGACAUCCAGAAAGCGGCCUUUCGUACGCGUAA